AUGAAUUUUUUUUCUUCCCAGUGGCAAAAGAAGGAAACAGGAAAGUUUUAUCAGGAAAUGUUGGAGACAAGACGAACUGUUGAGGAAAAGACCCAAGAGGCGUAAGUAUCUCAUCUUGUCAAUAAUUAACAAAAAAACUACUAACACUGACGCGAAUUGCAUUUGAAAUUAGUUCAAUCUUAGAGGAGAUAAAAUAUUGUCCCGAACGGGACAAAUUAUGUCUUAUGUCCGCAUUGCACUGUGAUUGAUGUACGUUUGCCGUGCAUUAUUGGAAAGCCUGGUUCCAGCGUACAUGUUUGUCAAUCGAGGUUUCCAUCGUUUGCCUGUUAGAAAACUUUGAGUGUGGAAAAAGAAAGUAUUGUAUUGUUUUAGAAAAAGUUCUGGAAAAGCCUCGAAUUGUCCGCCAUCCAAAACUCUGUUCGAACCAUGCUCCAGUUGUGGAUACUGUUUCUGCUUCUCGAGGGUAUCCGUUCAAGAGAGCGUUCGCUGUAAUUAUUGUAGAGAUUUAGAAUAACGUUUACGGGAAACGGUAAACGUCAGAUUUAAGUUGACAAUUUCUCAAAUUUGGAAAUGAGAAGGUAAAAACUGUCCAAAAUCCUUCUUACUGAUGAACCUCAGUGGCAUAAAACUUCUAAUAUUAGAGAGCUUGAGAUCUGAGGACGAGUGCGAGAUUUAACUUAAAGUUUUUGCGCGUGUUCUCAAAGAAAGAGACACUAAGGAAAGCUUCAUUGUACUUUUUUCACCAAAAAAGUCAGUACGGUUAUUUAUACUGAGGGAAGUUAAGCCCUCUCCCGAUCGCAAAAUGAUAAAACUUCUUACAUUUGAUAACUUAUUCCGGCCACUACGACAUUCUCGCUAAAACCCGUUGUAGAAUGACGACGGUUAUCACGUUUUCCCGCCAAAAUGACACUGGUUUACGCAUGAGCAAUACUCAGUAUUGAGAAAAUCUUGUACUUGUAGUCGUCCUCGUCAAAGAAUCUAAGGGUGCGUUUCUUUACUAAAAUCCCAAUCCGGAUUUUUAAUACACCCUAAAGCUCUACAUUUAAGUAGAUAAUUAUUAUAAAAAACAAUAAACGACAAGGAAAGGGGAAACUUGGUCACGUGGUACAAAUUUCCGUUUGCCGUUUGCCGUAAACGUGACUCGUGGUUCCUUCUUUUUUAGGACGCGAAUAAAGAAGCAGCGUGAUCAGGAAAGACAGCGUGCGUUCGAUGAUCGUCACUGGAGCAAAAAAUCCUUGGAGGAAAUGGUGGAAAGAGAUUGGCGGAUCUUGCGAGAAGAUUUUGCCAUCUCUACAAAAGGCAAGAGAUUCUUGGACAGGCUGUUGAAAUCUUGUCGUUUUUGGUCCUGGCCUUGGUUUAUCCGUUUUUUUUUUUUCUUUUUGUCUGUGGAUUACUCUGUGCACUGUUAAAUGCUAACAUUGUUGCAGUCUUAAUUGUCAUUUCCGUCGCAACUGAAGAAAAACAACAACUGAAGUCUUAUUACCCAAGGAAUGAGCUGAUUACCACUAACUACUCUUAGCUACAAGGGAUUUUUUUUUUCAAAAAAUAAGAAGCAAUUUAAGAACCUAAAUAGCCUAAUUUUGUGCUAAGUACCAUUUAUGUAACUUGAACCUGUUAAGGCUAAUCAGGGAAAAAAUAUUUUCUUACUCACCGGUUUUUAAUGUAUUUUCUCACUCCUCAUUGCAGGUGGCAAGAUUCCAUUUCCUCUGCGCUCGUGGAGAGAAAGCACCCUUCCAACAUCAAUAUUGGAUAUUGUAGACAAACUGCAAUAUGAGGUAAGCCGGUCAUUUUGAUACAAAGUCGUUUCGAUACUAGUCGUUCGAUACGAACUCAAGAAGUGAAAUUGCACAAAAAUUUCGAUCACUUCCAGCAAAGUUUGCAAUUGAACAAGAAAUACAUUUUGGUUGAAUAUUCUUCGUUCUUUAAGCCAAGUACGUGAAACUAUUUACACCUUGAAGGAAUUAACAAAAACUUGUAUCGAAACGACCGGUAACCCUUUUGCUUAGUCACUUAUCCCCGCCCAAAUGUCACAACCUGAAUGGCGCUGGUUUAAUUUUCACAUUUCCAGUGAAACUGUUUCUUUACACCGCUAUUCAUAGUUUGUAAGGUUUGGAAGACGGAGGCAAUGUUAGUAUUCCUUGCACACUUGGUAUGAGGGUUAGACUGUCAGAGUAUACAUUGAAAAAAAAUCUCGAAGCAUCAUCGGCUAUGCUUUUCUUAAUCUAGUCAUUUAUUUAACCACAGCAGGGUUACCUCAGUUGGUAGAUCAGCAAUGGUCGCAGAUUAGAAGGUUGCAAAAGAACUGAGACAGAAGGUUCUGCGCCUGGCAAACGGCUAGACCUUCGCGCGGUUUGGAUGACCACUUUGAAUACAACUGACUUUUACAUAAAGUCGAUUUUUUUAUCUGUUUAUUUACUGGGAGGUUUCAUCUACUUUAAAUGAAAAAAGUGAUGUUAUCUGUAGCGCAGAGUUUACGCUCAGAAUUUUAUGAUUUUUCCAUGUGAAAAAGCUCUUUCAACUCGUACAAAUGUUUUAUUCGUCCAAACCGAAAGUAAAACUUUAGAACAACUGGUAGAUUAUCUAUCCUGUGUGUUCAUAGGAACCAACACCAAUUCAGCGCCAAGCCAUUCCUAUUGGACUUCAGAACAGGGACAUCAUAGGAGUAGCUGAAACAGGUGAAGUGAAAACCCAGUAGGGUUGACUAUUGGGAAAAUUUUAGCUAUAGAAAUUGUAUUGCAAUAGGUCACACGGAUAUUGAGAAUAGGCAGAUAACAUUUUUUUUUUUCAAUAAAAAGGUAGUGGUAAAACAGCAGCAUUUCUGAUUCCUUUAUUGGUGUGGAUUAUGGGGCUGCCAAAGAUUGAACGUGACGCAGAUGCUGAUAAGGGACCUUACGCUGUAAUCUUAGCUCCGACCAGGGAACUGGCGCAACCAGUUAGGUCAAUUCGCCCUCAGGCGAGUUGGCAUAAGGGCCUCAUGUCAACUCACCAGGGAACUGGCACAACAGGUUAGUUGGUCAAUUCGCCCUCAGGCGAGUAGGCAUAAGGGCCUCAUGUCAAUUCACCAGGGAACUGGCACAACAGGUUAGUCGGUCAAUCCGCCCUCAGGCGAGUAGGGAUGAGGGCCUCUUGUCAACUCGCGCCAACCGUUUCGCCAAACAGAUGAGGCUCGCGUGUCGGAAUUCACGCUUCCGUUGCGUUGUGCCCUAAGAGCAGCGGUUAUUUGUUUACGAAAAACGCCUAGUUUUUGUUGUGUACCCUAAUUCAUGGGAUUAGUACAUACGUACAGACAUACUUUCUUGUUUCCUUCCCAAAGGGGCUUUUCAAGAACAACAUUAUUUACAAUCAUUACAUUCAAUUACAACACCUACAUUAUUAAUGAUUACAGUGCUUAACUUGUUACUAAUUAUAAUACUUAACUUAACUAAGAAGCAUUUACAAAAUUAUCUAAAAGCUGGUUCCUUAAGACGGUAGUACGCCUUCUUGUCAGCAGGAGGGGCUAAAUGACCGUAAACUAUCAGUUCGACUAACUCACCAGGAUUCGUGCCGUAGGUUGAAAGUAAGUACUUUUAUUUUUACAAAGGUAUACCGCGUUAAACCCGAGCCACGGUGUGUUUGUUUUUCUAAUCUUGGCAGAUCGAAGAUGAAGCUGCCAAGUUUGGUCGUCCUCUUGGUUUCAGGACAGUGUCUGUAAUUGGUGGGGUAAGAAAUUUACGCAUAAGUCUGACAAUGUCGUUAUCGAUGGUGUCGUAGAUACCCUGGGUGCAGUGUUCGAACAAUGUUGUAAUAUUUCGAAACAAUGUUACAACGCUGUGUUGUGAUAAAAAUCGUCCUUGCGAAUCGUCCCGUGUAACAUCAUCUUAAAUCAUUUUCGCGCAUCGAAUCCGCCUUAACGCCCGGUCUCGAGAAAAAUGGAACAGGAUUAAGGUUUUCAACCUUGCGUUUAUAGAGUUUUUUCACUCACGUGGCCAGCAUCUAUGCAAAUUUAUUGGAACAAAAGAGAGCGUUUGCAUAAGAAAAAGAGUUCAACUCCCACAGGACUGGUUUGGAACACCAACAUGGCCGCCGUUUCAUUGUUUUGGAACACCAAUAUGGCCGCCGUGACGUCAUGUGAAAACAAUCCAUUCCUUCUCCAACUUCCCUCCGAGCUUAGAAUUGCUUUCCUAUAAUUCGUAGAGGCGGUUGUUGCUCGGUUUCCGAAAUAACGAUAAAGUGAUUCCCUGAGAAAUGCGUGAAACGGAAUUUUAUGGCUGUUGAGCCCGGAGGUAGUCGCUUAUCAGAAAGUCUAAAUACAGCGUUUGAGUCAAAUGGGAUUUUGGAAUCGAAAAGAGAGAUAAGCAGUCAGCCAUAAAAUAAAUAAAUAAAAAGUCAAAUAACACCUACCUUUAUUCAUUAUCUCCAGCUUUCUCGCGAGGACCAAGGAUUUCAGCUAAGGCUUGGCUGCGAGGUAAGCUAAUCUGUUCCCCUUUCGUUCGCUACAACUAGCCUUCGUGGCCAGAGCGAGACAAUGAGAGUGAAGAAAAAUUCAUUCACCACUUGAGAAAUGAGAAGGGGACUGGAGUCGAAAUGCGUCCCGCAAGUGUUUAUGGGAUCGUUACUAGGGAAGCGCCGGUCAGCAAUGUUUUUUUCAUGUCCCUAGUAAGAGUCCCAGAAGUCUUUGCAAAAGUUAACUCGGCCCAGAUUCCCUCUCCUUUUAAGGUGGGGAGUUGUAGAGAAGUGUUUGUUGCCUUUCAUAUUAGAGGCCAAAAGUGAACUGACAGCUUUCAUUAACUCCUUAACCAAACCAAAACCAAAAUGAUGCGGGAAACCAACCGAUCACAUAAAUGAAACCAAAACCAAAAUGCUGUCAGUUCACUUUUGGCGUCUAACAUGUAUCGCUGAAUACUUACGCCGUUAUUUUUUUUUCCAGAUUGUCAUUGCUACACCUGGUCGUCUGAUUGAUGUACUCGGUAAAUCUUUUCUUUAUAUUUCUCAUUUCUGCUUCUGCAGUGUUGGCAUCCUACUGUAUCACGAGAUGAUUCGAAACUACAAUCAUUGGUUUUCUAGCGUUUUUUUUUUUCGAAAUAACAUUGUAAUGUAAAAAAAUACGCCAUCCUCUUCUUUUUAUCUAUGAGUCUACUUUUAUCCGAACCGUCCUUAGCCAAGUAUAGUUGUCUUGUGGCAGUGUAGUAAGUUUUUAUUUGGGUUAAACAGGGUAGGACGUUUUCCUUCAUCAACGGCCUCUGUUCCUGGAAUCAAUGAAGAUUUCAAUCCAGGACCCCCGUCCUAACUCCAUUAGUUCUUUCUCUACUGUUCCUCUCCUUGUAUUUCAGGGUUUCUCUGUUUUUCGUGCCUUCAGUUCUGGUGCCCAUUUGAUGGCGGUGCCGGAAUUGGAAAUGGUAUAGAGUUAAACUAAGGUAUUCAAAAUCAAGGCGAAAAAGAAUCUGACUGUAUCUUCUCUUAGACAUGGCAAACUUGCAAUUUCGUUGUUCAUAAGAUUUGAAGUAAUUGGUGGAAGCUUUUUGUUCUUCUUUCUUCUACAGAAAAUCGAUACCUUGUACUCAGUCGCUGUUCAUAUAUUGUUCUUGAUGAGGUUAGUAGUUUCAAUUUGUUUUAUAUUUUUUUGCGUUAUUUUGAAUCAGAUGAAGAAUAAGCUUUUUUACAAAGGAAAACGCGAUAGAAAGCCCUACUCUAUACUCAAUCAUUUGUCUUUAGACAAUCUGAGCCAUGUCUGUGGUACUAUUGUAGGCUGAUCGUAUGAUUGACAUGGGCUUUGAACCAGAUGUUCAGAAGAUCUUGGAGCAUCUUCCAGUGAGCAACGUCAAACCUGAUUCAGAAGAUGCCGAGGAUCCAGAAAAGCUGUUAGCUUAUAUGGGAAAGGACAAGUUUAGACAGGUUCGUAUAAAUAAGUUAGUUAAUUAAACCGCGGGCUCAAUGUUUCAGUGUUUAUUGGCCGGGGAGCUUGUUAGUAGUAGGCGGGGUUUAAAGAAUUUUCACAGUUCGCAUGAAUUUGCCUUUAAUAUAAUAUCUGUUUUUAGCCUUCACAUUUCGUUUUCUUCCAAAGCGAAAAUAGGAGACGUCUCGUCGAUAUGAUGUUGAGACUCUAGUCAGUGGACACUACUAGAAUGUAGUGUAACCACCAGUUGAACUUUUGAACAAUAUUACUGGAGACCUUUGAACUGAGAUUCGUAUCACUGGCUUUUCUGUUCCACCUUGUUUAGACUGUAAUGUUCACGGCAACAAUGCCUCCACAAGUAGAACGCUUGGCCAGAAACUAUCUAAGGUCAGUUAUUGGUUUGUACUGAAACUGUGUUUUCUAAAUAGAAUAGACGAUCUAUCCGCACACAAAGCCGCCCACAUUAACUAGAACUAACUAAAUAAUAAAUAAUCCCGGUAUAUACCCCCGGUAGAUUUCGAGCAGUCUCUCUUUUUUCUUGGUCCGUCGAACAUAACGCGCGUGACUGAAGGCGCGAGACGGGAGAGGCCCGAAAAAAGAUAGACUCUCUUUUAUCUUCUCGGGCUGCCGCCAUCGUUUCUUCUGUCUCGCUCGACGCUCGCGCGCGUGCAUUUCCCUCCCUAAAUCUGAAGAAAAAGAGAGACUGCUCGCAUUCUAACCCCCCAGCAGUAUUUACCGCACCAAGGCUAGUGAGACCGAGCUAACAACUGAAAGAAAUAGAUCAAAUAGACCAUUCCCGUGCUCGAAAAACCCUCACUUUAAAGAAGCGAGGCCGUGUGUAUGACCCCAUUUGUGAAAAUGAAUUUCAUUUGCUUGAGAUUUAAAAAAUCGUUUUCAUAUCAGAGACUUCGCACACUUAGCUUCGUUUUAAAACAGAGGUUUUGGACAACUUGGAAUUUGCCCAUACACGUAGCAAGACUAAGAAUACCUUCUGGAUAGAUUGAGGAUUUAAUCAAAUCCAGCAAGCGGUUAGGGCAGGUAUUGAACCCAGGGUCUUUGGAUAGCAAGUCCAACGUCUUAACCGCUCUGCCGCGCUGCUUCGUACCCUUGAAGUCCUAAUAUCAGCACCCACAUUCCAAUUCCCAUCAUAUUUAUCAUCACCUAUACGUUUAAGCAGUGAUACGUUAGGGAGCAAUUAGAUGCUGAUCUACAUCAUAAAACGAGGAGCAUUGACGAAUAAUUCUUUGUUAAAAGGCAAUCUUAAGUGACUGGGAACCUAACAUUGUGAUGGCUUAUUUUUCUUUCAGGCGCCCAGCUGUGGUUUACAUCGGUUCUAUAGGUAACUAUUGUUAAGAUCAAGUCUGUUUUAACCCUCCUUCAACGGGAUAGACAGUGUAACGGGGAUCUUUCUGUUUCUUUUUUUUUUCUGUUUGCUGGAUUAUGACGGUCACACAUCGGUCAUUGACGCUGCAUGUCCAACCAGUUUUACACCAUACUGAAUUGUGCCAGGCUCAUUUCCUGAAAAAUAGCUUACCACGUUAUGAUCUAAACUGCAGUUGUCAGGUUCAACUAGCGAGCCCGGUUCCUCAAAAGAUAUCAGUUCAGUUUAACCCGGGUGAAACCGAAUUUUAAGAAAAGUUUGCUUGUCCAGAAAAACAAUAGCCUGCGAAAACAUCCGUUUCUCCCCGCUCUUCGCCGCUGGGGACACGUCAUCAGUAUGGAAUUUCUGUCGCUGAGUCGCAGACGUUCCUCCGCGCGAAACGUCCCCAGCGGCGAAGAGCGAGGAGAAACGGAUGUUUUCUUAGGCUAGAAAAACAAACAUAAUUGGAGGUUUUGAAAUCUUGUCCAGGGAAUUCAAGCAGGUAGCUUUGUAAGGUCAUUCUUUUAUUUGUGUUUCUGUAUUAAAGUAAAUCAAUGUUCUCUCAUCACUUCACAGGCAGACCAGUCGAGAGAGUGGAACAGAAAGUUUAUUUGGUUAAAGAACAAGCAAAGAGGUACGCCUGCGUGUAUCAUCCUUUAUAUGUUUAUUAAACUGUAGCAAUGUAUGUAGAUUAAUUACGGUGUACUGUAGUUUUUUUAUCGUAAAACUCUGCUCUUCUUUUAUGUUAGUCUAUCCUGGCACUUCACAUCUUAUCUUCAAGCUACCAAUAACGUUUUGCUGUGUAUCUUUUUGUCCAAUUCAGAUGAAUAUUAACUCAGACUGGCAUUUUGGUGCUAUAGGUAGAAAAGCGACUUUUGAUUAGUAUUGUGGGGAAACUGUCAUGUAAUUGUUGUUGUUAUAUAGCUGGAAAUUUCUUCCAACAGCGGGCGCUCUCAUUGGUUACUUCGAGGUCACAUUACAUCUAACAAAGAAACUGUUUCCUGCCAAAAUCUCUUAGCAGGCAACAUUGCAAAAUCUAUGACGUCAGAGGGUAACAGUUAAGCAAUAGAAAACGUUCUCCUUGUUUGCAUAGCCUGAUAUAAACACUCGAGGGGUUGGGAGAAUUCGAGACAGUUAUGCAAACCCUCGACUUCGUCUCGGGUUUGCAUAACUGUCUCGAAUUCUCCUAACCCCUCGAGUGUUUAUAUCAGGCUAUUCAAACACAGAAAAAAAGUUUUCUAUUGCUUUUGUAAAAUAACUUCCCCGAGAAAAAACGCAAAACUCUUUGUUAUGGCACUGAUUAAAAGAGAAAUUCUUACCAGUCACAAAGUCUUGUACACGAAGUCUUGCAUGCGUAAUCAGUUCUUGUUUUGCAAAAAGAUGCUAUUCAAAAUACGGAUUUUUCUCGCUUACACUGUCAGCUUAAGCGAAAAAAAAUUGACACACCUUCUUCGUAUCGAUUUUCCAAGUUUCAGCCGAAAAGGAGGAAUGGGUAAAUAAAGUAAACUUGUCGAGUUUUGAACUCGAAAACUUUUUCAAAUUCGUGCUUGCGUGAUUAGCGCGGGAAAAUAAAAAAAUUUUGACCCCACAACCAUGUUUACAUACUCUCAUGCAAACACUCCUCUCGGCCAAUCAGAGCACGCGUACUAUCUUAGUUAUUUUAUAAUGCACUGUUACCUGCGAACGUUGACCGUUACAGCGAGGUUUAACGAAUUUCCAGCUAUAUAACUAUAUAACAAAUCACUUCGGGAAAUUAAUAUUAGAUGUUUCGCUCGGGACCAGUCAUUUUAAAAGUGUUUAUUGUUGUUUCCUUGACAGGAAGAAGUUGUUAGAGAUAUUGAACGCUGGCAUUGAUCCUCCGAUCAUGAUAUUUGUCAAUCAAAAGAAGGUGAGAGUUGCGUGUCACCGCAGCUUACCUUUAUUCAUUAUCUCCAGCUUUCUCGCGAGGACCAAGGAUUUCAGCUAAGGCUUGGCUGCGAGGUAAGCUAAUCUGUUCCCCUUUCGUUUGCUACAACUAGCCUUCGUGGCCAGAGCGAGACAAUGAGAGUGAAGAAAAAUUCAUUCACCACUUGAGAAAUGAGAAGGGGACUGGAGCCGAAAUGCAUCUCGCAAGUGUUUAUGGGAUCGUUACUAGGGAAGUGCUGGUCAGCUAUUUGCCAAUGUUUUUUCAUGUCCCUAGUAAGAGUCCCAGAAGUCUUUGCAAAAGUUAACUCGGCCCAGAUUCCCUCUCCUUUUAAGGUGGGGAGUUGUAGAGAAGUGUUUGUUGCCUUUCAUAUUAACAUGUAUCGCUGAGUACUUACGCCGUUAUUUUUUUUUUCCAGAUUGUCAUUGCUACACCUGGUCGUCUGAUUGAUGUACUCGGUAAAUGUUUUCUUUAUAUUUCUCAUUUUUGCUUCUGCAGUGUUGGCAUCCCACAGUAUCACGAGAUGAUUCGAAAACUACAAUCAUUGGUUUUCUAGCGUUUUUUUUUUUCUCGAAAUAACAUUGUAAUGUAAAAAAAUACGCCAUCCUCUUCUUUUUUUGCAAUUUCGUUGUUCAUAAGAUUUGAAGUAAUUGGUUGAAGCUUUUUGUUCUUCUUUCUUCUACAGAAAAUCGAUACCUUGUACUCAGUCGCUGUUCAUAUAUUGUUCUAGAUGAGGUUAGUAGUUUUAAUUUGUUUUUAAUUUUUUUUGCGAAAUUUUGAAUCAGAUAAAGAAUAAGCUAUUUUACUAAGGAAAAUGCGAUGGAAAGCCCUACUCUAUACUCAAUCUUUCGUCUUCAGAGAAUCUGAGCCAUGUCUGUGGUACUAUUGUAGGCUGAUCGUAUGAUUGACAUGGGCUUUGAACCUGAUGUUCAGAAGAUCUUGGAGCAUCUUCCAGUGAGCAACGUCAAACCUGAUUCAGAAGAUGCCGAGGAUCCAGAAAAGCUGUUAGCUUAUAUGGGAAAGGACAAGUUUAGACAGGUUCGUAUAAAUAAAUAAAUUUAUUUAUUGAUUUCUUAAUUAAACCGCGGGCUCAGUGUUUCUGUGUUUUUAGACUGGGGCGCUUGUUAGAAUUAGGCGGGGCUUAAAGAAUUUUCACGGUUCACAUGAAGUUGCCUUUAAUAUAAUAGUGAACUUACCCAACAGGACGGGAAAGGAAAGGAGACGGCAAACCUUGUGUGACAAGCGUGACAAUAAUUUUGUUUGAAAAAACAGACCAGAAAACAUUAAUGAUAAGUGAAGACCACGACAACACUCCCAAGUAAUAGCCCUGUUACGUUUGUCACACAACUGUUUUGCCGUCCUCUUCUUCCUGCAGUCCUGUUGCGUAAACUCACUAAUAUCUGUUUUUAGCCUUCGUAUUUCGUUUGCCUCAACAACAAAAAUAGCAGACGUCUCGUCGAAGAGAUGAAGUUGAGACUCUAGUCAGUUGACACUACUACAGUGCAGUGUAACCAUCAGUUGAACUUUUGAACAAUAUUACUAAAGACCUGUGGACUGAGAUUCUUAUCAUGGGCUGUUCUGUUUCACCUUGUUUAGACUGUAAUGUUUACGGCAACAAAGCCUCCACAAGUAGAACGCUUGGCCAGAAACUAUCUAAGGUCAGUUAUCGGUUUGACUAUUUACUGAAACUGUGUUUUCUAAAUAGAUGUGCUUUAUUGACGAUCUAUCACGCGCGUGACUGAAGGCGCGAGACGGGAGAGGCACGAAAAAAGAGAGACUAUCUUUUAUCUUCUCGGGCUGCCGCCCUCGUUUCUUGCGUUUCGCUCGACGCUCGCGCGCGUGCAUUUCCCUCCCUAAAUCUAAAGAAAAAGAGAGACCGGUCGCAUUCUAACCCCCCAGCAGUGUUUACUGCGCAAGGCUGGUGAGACCGAGCAAACGACUGAAAGAAGUAGAUCAAAUAGACCAUUCCCUUGCUCGAAAAACCCUCACUUUAAAAAAGCGAGGCCGUGUGCAUGACCCCAUUUGUGAAAAUGAAUUUCAUUUGCUUGAGAAUUAAAAAAUCGUUUUCAUAUCAAAGACUUUGCACACUUAGCUUCGUUUUAAAACAGGGGCUUGGGACAACUUGGAAUUUGCCCAUACACGUAACAAGACUAACACUACCAACUGCAUAGAGGCAAACCAGUUGGAUAUUUACAACUUUGAUUGAGGAUUUGAACAAAUCCAGCUAGCGGUUAGGGCGGGUAUUGAACCCAGGGUCUUCGGAUUGCAAGUCCAACGCACUAACCGCUCGGCCACGCUUCUUCGUACCCUUUAAGCCCCAAUAUCAGCACUCAUAUUCCAAUUCUCAUCAUAUUUAUCAUCAUCUGUACGUUUAGGCAGUGAUACGUUCGCUGAUAUACAUUAUAAAACGAGAAGUAUUGACGUGGAAUUCUCUCUUAAGAAGCAGCCUUAAAUGAUUGGGAACCUAACGUUGUGAUGGUUUAUUUUUCUUUCAGGCGCCCAGCUGUGGUUUACAUCGGUUCUAUAGGUAACUAUUGUUAAGAUCAAGUCUGUGUUUACUCUCCUUCAACGGGAUAUGCAGUGUAUAAGAACGGAGAUCUUUCUGUUUCAUUUUUCUUUCCCUUUGCUGGAUUAUGACGGUCACACAUCGGUCAUUGACGCUGCAUGUCCAGCCAGUUUUACACCAUACUGAAUUAUGCCAGGGAUGAUUUCCUGUAAAGUAGCUUACCACGUUAUGAUCUAAACUGCAGUUGUCAGGUUCAACUUGCGAGCCCGGUUCCUCAAAAGAUAUCAGCUAAGUGUAAACCAGGGUAAAACCUAAUUUUAAGCAAAGUUUUCUUGUCUAGAAAAACAUAAUUGGAGGUUUUGAAAUAUUGUCCAGGUUAUUAAAGCGGGCAGCUCUUCUAUUUGUGUUUCUGUAUUAAAGUAAUUCAACUUUCUCUCAUCACUUCACAGGCAGACCAGUCGAGAGAGUGGAACAGAAAGUUUAUUUGGUUAAAGAACAAGCAAAGAGGUACGCCUGCGUGUAUCAUCCUUUACAUGUUUAUUAAACUGUAGCAAUGUAUUUAAAUUUAUUAGCGCGAGAUUAUUUGCGGUGUACUGUAGUUUUUUUUAUCGUAAAACUCUGCUCUUCCUUCAUGUUAGUCUAUCCUGGCACUUCACAUCUUAUCUCCAAGCUACCAAUAACGUUUUGCUGUGUAUCUUUUUGUCCAAUUCAGAUGAAUAUUAACUCAAACUGGCAUUUUGGUACUACUGGUAGAAAAGCGAUUUUUGAUUAGUAUUGUGGGCAAACUGUCAUAUAAUUCUUGUUAGUAUAUACACACUCUGUGAUCUUGGUGAUUUAAGCAAUCUGAUUGGUUCGCCAUCUGGGACUAUUCAACAAUAUUCACCUCCUAGCGAGUGGAUAAUGUGUGAGCUCGGUGUUUUUCCCAUUUUUUUAGAGAACGAUCUUUUAAAAGUCGACAAAAUCCUAGGCCUGACUUUUUUUAAGGCAAGAAAAGACUUGGAUGGAUUCAAUACGGGGUUUUUCAAUUUACUGUAGCUGAGUUUUGUGCUCGAUGGAUUGUUUACAGCUCCCGUGUAUUCGCGUAGAAGAAGCCGUUUCGUGAACUCAGCGUUUUCUAAGAAGAAAAUUUUGGCUCAAAAAUCGAAGUUUAUUUAUGACAAACAAAUUUAAAAGAGAAUGUUUGCAGAAAUUCUACGUUUCAAGUAAACAGGAAAAAGAAUGAUACAGGAAGACGACGUCUUACCUCAAGCAACCGAGCCGCCAUUUUUGUCAGCACUUCAUGCGAAGAACGACACAAAAAACCCUUUUGGCUAUAAACUUGGCGAGUCAACAGAAAACAACACAGCUCUACUUUUCUUCUCAGGUAAGGAAACAGUUCAAACUUUUAGCGGUUCCAUUUAAGCCAUUACGCUGUUGUUUGCGAAAUGAUAAACUUGUGAAUUGCCAUGUUUGAAAAUUCUGCAAAGAUCUAUUUUUAAACUUACGCGUGAUUUGAUCUGUCAAUCAAAUCGUACUUUUGAAUGGUUUCCUCUCUGAUUUUGUUGAGAUCACUUUGUGUGUAUAUACUAAAACAAUUAUUCUUUUCAAUCUCGGUGAAUAGUGGCUUUGGGAAUAUUUACCUCGCCGCUUUCGCGGCUCGGUAAAUAUUUUGCCACUAUUCACCUCGAUUUCAAAGAAUAAUUGUUAAUUAUACAGCUGGAAAUUUCUUCCUAAUUGCGCACGCUCUCAUUGGUUACUUUGAGGUCACAUGACAUCUAAUAGUGAAACGGUUUCCCGCCAAAAUCUCUAAGCGGGCAACAUUGCAAAAUCUACGCUGUCAGAGGGUAACCGUGCAGUGUUACCUGCGAACGUUGACCGUGACAGCGAGAUUUAAUGAAUUUCCAGCUAUAUUACAAAUCACUGGUUCCUCGGGAAACAGUUAAAUUUGUUUCCCUCGAAUCUCAAUGUCUCCGUCGGCUUAUUAGGAAAUAACAUUAACUGUUUCGCUCGGGACCAGUCAUUUUAAAACUGUUUAUUGUUAUUUGCUUGACAGGAAGAAGCUGUUAGAGAUAUUGAACGCUGGCAUUGAUCCUCCGAUCAUGAUAUUUGUCAAUCAAAAGAAGGUGAGAGUUGCGUGUCACCGCAGCGGAUAGUUGAGAUGACGUUCAAAAAAAGAAACCCACAGAAAGUGAACGAGGAUGGGUGAGAGCGAGGACGGAGCCCUCAUUCACUGACUCCCUCCUUGUCUUCGUUUAGCCCGCGUGGAAGGCGUUUGAAGGGGAUAGGGUAAACGAAAUGGGCACGCGAGGAAGGAGAGAAGCCCUCGCGCGCCUUUCAUGUACUCACGUACCUUACUUCCCCUUUUCACGUCUUCAAUGCUGGCUAGUCUUUUUUCACCCCUUUGGUUUCGUCCGCUGUUUCUAUCUGAGAUCUUGCGACAGGCUGUCAGGGACCUUUAGGCUAUGAUCCCACUAUACCAGACAGAGUUUGCGCCGGCACAAAAACCAUACCAGACACUAGGGCUUCUGUUCACACAUAAGAACGAUGGUUUCGGAGCGGUUUCUGUAACGGAGCGAAGCUGCGCCAUGCCGAUCUCUUAAGUGGAGAGUCACAUAUCGGAUAAGUUUUCGUACUGUACCGGAUACCUUCUCGCUUCGGCACGAAAAGCUGUCCGUUAUAGUAUGAAUACAGCCUGAGAUUGGAUUACGAGUAGGAGAUUGAGUAGGAGCUUUCAAACCAAGUUCAUGAGCUCCAGAUAAACACUUUUCACAACAAUCUCUUACGUCUCUCUAAAUUUUGUUAGCAGCAGGAAAGAGUGAGAGCCCUGAGAACAUAAAUGGCUUGGAGUGAAUUCCAAUGUCAUACUCCUAGUCGAUGAUCUCGCACUCCAAAUCAAAUCUUAAGGUUACUUAACAAUUAUUCCUCUCGCCCUCAUGGCCUCUGAGUCAAUAGCCCAUGAGGCCGAAGGCCGAAUGGGCUAUUGACUCAGAGGCCAUGAGGGCGAGAGGAAUAAUUGUUUUAGUAAAAUCCAACUAAUUUGUCAAAAAUAUCGAAAAUAAGAAAAUUUUAGCUAGUUAAAGCUAGACCUUAAUCCUUUUUUGCGGCCAAAAAGCGCGCGCUUUUCGCUACUAGUUGGCUAUAACAUAUAGCCUAUUAGUAGCUCAACCAAUCAGAACGCAGCAUUGAUAAUAGACCACUAAAUGGAUUUUACUAAUAAUUGUUACUUAUUAGACAACAUAUCUGCAAUAAGGUUUUGCUGAUUAACUCAUUUUAUGUCUUUCUUAGGGAGCAGACGUGCUCGCCAAGUCCCUGGAAAAAAUGGGCGUAAGUUAUCGUUUGUGUCUUUGGGCGUCGGUGAUUUUAUAUCUUUUCUCUUCGAUGAUGACUAUGGUUUGUUGUUGUUUUACCAGUGGCUGCUUGAACGCCAUUGCGAAUUACUUAAUUGUUUUUAUAUAAGAGAUUUUUGGGCCUGGUAAACCAAGCAAAUCCUGUUUUCGUCGUCAGUUUUGACGGACAACGUAUAAGGCGGAUCGUGAACACUCGGGGCAAACGUUUAUCACUGUCAUUCUUAAAAGUGCCUGGUUUGCCCACUAUUUGAUUUGAUCUUCGAUCUUUUUUAUCCUUUUGUUUCUGCAGUUGCAUACCUUCCUUUUUUUAAUUUUCGUUCCCGAGAACGGGUACUGACAUAACUUCCUGAGUUUUUUUAUAGUUCCGUGCUACAACACUCCACGGUGGACGAAACCAAGAACAGAGGUGAGGUUUAGAUGUAACCUCUUGUUAUUUCGUCGUCAUGGUUGUUAAAUGUCUGUUUUGUAAAUCUAGCGAGACACAGAGAGUAUAGGAAACUAAGAAAACAAGGAUAUUGGACGGAUGGAAGAAUGUUUCAGUGAAAUUCCCGAAUGUUUUCUACACCAGUGUUGUAGUUUUUUUUAAAAUGCAGAUAAGAUAUGAUCGUCGCACUGGUAGUUGUAAUUUAAGCAAUUGCAAAUAAACCCGAAAAAAAAUUUCGGGACUUCAGCGAACCCAACAUUUGAGCUAUGAAGAUCCAUACAUUAGGAGCAGGCCAAUUUGUUGAGUACAUCUUAACCCGUAAAAGGAAUGAAACAUGAAGGUGAUGUGAGGUGCGGAAGUACAAAUGUUUAAUGGAGAUAUGAUCGUCGAAGUGGUAGUUGCAAUUUGGGCAAUAGCAAAUAAACCCGGAGAAAAAACCGUUUUUAGGUUAAACAGCUCUGUAAACAAUAAUCUUCGAUCGGGCCCUCGUUUUUUGCAAGCACGACAAGCCCCCUGUCGUUUGCUUGAUAAAACCUUAAAACCAUUUUUGCCAUGCAUCUCUUCUCUCAGUUUCAUUAGUUCGUCAACUGAGUCGAACAUACGCGGUUACAUAACAUGUACAUGUACAUCUUAUUUCUGAACCUGUCAUAAAGAUUCUUUUUGUUGUUUUUCUUUCAGAGAGUUUGCUUUGUCAAGUCUUAAAGCUGGUGCUAAGGAUAUCCUUGUGGCCACUGAUGUAGCCGGUCGUGGUAUUGAUAUCAAGUAAGUUUUAUGAUAAGCAGUUUGAUUUCUUUGUUUUCUUGUUUUUGUUGGUUCCUGUCCUGAAGAUGAUUUUCUUACACAUUUCCAAACUCAACCUGGAUACCGGUUAAUCGGAGAGAACCCUGGGAACGGGGUUGAUGGUCAAACUUAUGAAGUUUUUUUUUUCUUCACUAAAUGUGUGUUUUAUAGCGCAAGUAAAAUCUCUCAAAGUUGAUUUCUUUAUUUCAUUUUUUUUCCAGGGAUGUUUCACUUGUUCUUAACUAUGACAUGGCCAAGUCAAUCGAAGGUAAGUGAUGAGUUUAACAUUGAAACCUUAAGCUUAAAGUAAAAGUAAUUCAUCGAGACGAACGGUGUUGAUAAUCGUAUCUUACGAUAUACAAACUUUAUUAAGUACGGAGUUAACCAGUAUGUAAUGCGUUUAAUUUUGUCUCAUUUCUUCAUCCAUGGAUUGUUCACUUUUGGUUUUAUGUAUUAUAUUAUUGUAAUUCUUUGACAAUUUUGAACGAUUAUUUUGAUGUUUCAGUCAAAUUAUGUCUAUUCCGUGAGUGCUGGAAUAGACGUUAGUCACGAUACGCGCCAUCUCACGAGCGAAAGGAUUUAUGGGAUAAAGGAAAUAUCGUGUGGUUUCUAAGGAGGCAAAAAAAAUAAAAGCUGUCAAUAAAAGAAAUCGCAGCCGAGUUUGUUUAUUCCCUCAGAUGAGAAACCACGUGACAUCCCAUUCCAUCAACCUUGCGCGCUUCCAAAGGUGGCGGGUAUUAUGAAGAAGGUCUAUUGCCUAAAUUUACGGAAGCCACCACAUAGCCAGUGCCCUAUGGCUGCUAACAUGUCAUUGUUUUCAUUUUUUAUCAGGCUACACUCAUCGUAUUGGUAGAACCGGUCGAGCAGGAAAAACCGGUGUUGCCAUCACGUUUUUGACCCAGGAGGACUCAGCAGUGUUUUAUGACCUCAAGCAGACAUUAUUAGCGAGUCCCGUAAGUACAAUGCUUUCAAUUUUACAGAGCGUCAAAAAACCCAUUUUUCCACUCACUGAAAGUUGAUUCGACUAUAACUAACUGAUUUAUGUUCUUGCAAAUCUUGUAUAUUGUUUAUGAAUUUUAUUGUUCAUAUCUGAGUCUGAAUUGGGUUAAAAUGUUUAUUCUUGUUUGCCCAAAAUUUAACAUUUAAUGUAAAAUAUUUGGUUAAAAGGGUUAUAGUGUCUUAGGCGAAAAUUGAGUGUUACAGGGCCAAUGUAGUGCUCUAAAUCUUUAACCAGGCGCUAGUUAAGUAUCAGACUAAUUUUCGUAUUUACUAUUAUUUUAUGUAUAAGCGAAUGGAUUCUUAGUCGUGCUAUGGCGAAUAACAAGCAAAAAACACUAACAUGAACAGUUGUCAGCGGUUAUGACAUGGGGGAGGGGUACAUUGUCUUUAGUAAAUGGCUUAUUACUGUGUCGUUUAUAGGUGAGCCACUGUCCUCCGGAGCUUGAUAAACAUCCUGAUGCACAGCACAAACCUGGCACAGUGCUUACAAAGAAGAGAAAGGAAGAAACCAUUUUUGUAUAA
Messenger RNA from Porites evermanni, 17692 nucleotides. Lineage: Eukaryota; Metazoa; Cnidaria; Anthozoa; Scleractinia; Poritidae. The record is from the annotation of a GenBank genome assembly.